GCCUCUGGCAAUCUGGUGAUCCAACAUCAAAAUAUCAUCUCAGGAAGCUUGGGCAUUUGCAAAACGGGCUCCUUUAGCUUGUUAUGGUGUUGAGUUUUGUUCGUCGACAUUAAGCAGUUUAGUGCUGCAAAGAUUAGAUGCAUAUGGAUCCUUUGGAGAUAAGGCUGGAAAUACCCUCCCUUCAGUCUGCUAUGUCUUCACAGGCUUCCUCAUGGGGUCGAGAAGAUACUUGAGGAUCCAAUAUCAAAAUGUCAUCUCAGAAAGCUAGGGCCAUUCUUCAUUGGCUCUCAGCUCGCUAUGGUGACAACAGUCCUUUACCCUGUCACCAUGCAAGGAAAAAACAUUGUACUGAAGUGAAGUGCUGAACUUGGUCUAGUGCUGUAAGCAUUAGGUGGGUAUAUGGAUUCUUUGGAGAUAAGGGUGGACUAUCCUCCCUUCAUCCUGCCAUGUCUUCACAGGCUUCCUUAUGGGAGCUUUAAGGAGAUGAUUGAGGAUCCAAUAUUAAACUGUCGUCUCAGAAAGCUAGGGCCAUUCUUCUUUGGUUCUCAGCUCGCUAUGGUGCCAAUAGUCCUGAGACUCUUCAUUUGCCCACUCGAAGACUGCCCCUUCAGCUAUAAAAGGAAAGAUCACUUGAAUAGACACAUGCUUAAGCAUCAGGGUAAGUUGUUUGGUUGCACUGUGGACGGUUGUGAUAGGAGAUUCAGUAUCAAGGCAAAUAUGCAACGGCAUGUUAAGGAAUUUCAUGAGGAUGAAAAUGUCACUAAGAGCAACCAGCAGUUUAUCUGCAAGGAGGAGGGCUGUAACAAGGCUUUCAAGUAUUUCUCAAAGUUGAAGAAACACGAGGAGUCACAUGUUAAAUUGAACUAUAUUGAGGUAGUGUGCUGUGAACCGGGCUGCAUGAAGAUGUUCACAAAUGUUGACUGCCUGAGGGCUCAUAACCAAUCUUGCCAUCAGCAUGUUCAGUGUGAGAUGUGUGGGGAAAAGCACCUGAAGAAGAACAUCAAGCGCCACCUACAAGCCCAUGACGAGGUGCCCUCCGGUGAAAGGAUCAAAUGCACCUUUGAUGGUUGUGAUCACUCCUUUUCCAAUAAAUCAAAUCUGACUAAGCAUAUGAAGGCAUGCCAUGACCAACUGAAACCUUUCACAUGCCGAGUUGCUGGGUGCGGCAAGGCGUUCACCUACAAGCACGUCAGGGACAACCAUGAGAAAUCCAGCGCACAUGUAUACGUUGAGGGAGACUUUGAGGAGAUGGAUGAGCAGCUGCGCUCGCGGCCGAGAGGUGGACGGAAGAGGAAAGCACUGACUGUGGAGACAUUGACACGCAAGAGGGUGACCAUUCUUGGCGAGGCAUCGUCAUUGGACGACGGGGAGGAGUAUCUACGCUGGUUGCUAUCGAGUGGUGAUGAUUCAGCUCAGUAGCCACGCGGCGUCUUUUGCUAUGCUGGGAAGGUGUCACGCUGUUCUGUACAUGGAUAUAUUUUGGGGUAUGUAAGUUGGUGUAGUUAGGUGUGUUUUUGUGUAUAAUGCAGCUGAUCUAAUAUUAGUAGUUUAGUACAGUAGCGCUUGAGCUUUUGUAGGGAACUUGUUAUCUCUGUUGUAGUUUGUGGCCAGUCAAUUUAACGUCCUCACCCUACUAGUGUAUCUUGACCAUUGCACUUUUAAAUGGAAUGUCUGAUCUGAGCUAUGUUUGUUGGAA
Molecule: messenger RNA, 1696 nt
Organism: Panicum hallii
Lineage: Eukaryota; Viridiplantae; Streptophyta; Magnoliopsida; Poales; Poaceae
Product: transcription factor IIIA-like
Exons: 5
Coding region: 400-1419 (339 amino acids)
Biological process (GO): regulation of transcription by RNA polymerase II
Cellular component (GO): nucleus
Source: RefSeq, a predicted model, not a curated record